Messenger RNA from Lachancea nothofagi CBS 11611, 1509 nucleotides. Lineage: Eukaryota; Fungi; Ascomycota; Saccharomycetes; Saccharomycetales; Saccharomycetaceae. The record is from the annotation of a GenBank genome assembly.
AUGAAGCCCUCACAUAUCGCACUGUCGCAGAUUCCCAAGAAGAUAGGCUCGAUAGCGGUCAUUGGAGCAGGUCCAGUGGGUGCUGGGCUCACCAAGGCGCUCAUCCAUGAAAACCAAUUUGAAAGGAUCAAAGUCUUUGAGAAAAGAAGCUCUUUUGGUGGAGUCUGGAACUACACCAAGCCUCUGUUCAAAUCGAAAAAAGUCACAUCUUGUCCCACAGUGCCGUGCGAGACUCCGCAUGCGAAAAGUGAGCCGCACUUGCACGAUGAGCACGGCCUGGUGUUUCAAACCGCCGUUUACAAAUAUCUGGACACUAAUGUGCCCAAGUUCCUGAUGGAAUACGAAAGCCAUCCUUUCCCCAGCACUGCUCCACUUUUCCCGCUGCGGGAGCAGGUCUGGGACUACAUCGUUGGCUACUCCAAAGCCAUCGAAAACCUGGUCAGCUUCAACCACGAGGUCGUCAAGCUCAACUACAAUGACGAGGACCAGAACUAUUCGGUUACCACCAAAGACCUGGUCACAGGUGAAUCCCAGACCGAAAACUUUGAUGCGGUGGCCAUCGCAACUGGUUUCUACGAUCUGCCUUUUCUGCCAGACCGGGAUGGUCUGAAAGAAUGGCACGAAAUAUACCCCACCUCUGUGUCCCACGCCAAGGAUUUUGACUGUCCCGAAGACUUCAAAGACGUUGAAGGCGAGAUAAUCGUGGUAGGGAACAGUGCGUCGGGUUCGGAUCUGGCAUUCGAGCUCGCAACGCACUUGCAAAAAACGGUGUACAAAUCCAAAAGAUCCGAAUCCCCGCUGCCUUCUGGUUUCGAUCCCCGCAUCCGUGAGGUGGCCGACAUUCUUAGAUUUGACUCCCAGACCAAGACAGUGGUGCUGGUAAAUGGUGAAAAGAUCCAGAACGUGGAAAAGGUUAUCUUUUGUACCGGUUACUUGAAGUCUCUACCAUUCUUACCCAAAGCUUCAGAAGCGCAUUCCAAGGGCGACGCCAUUCUGAGUUCGUUGAUUACUGACGGUUCUCACUUGCACCGUCUUUACAAUCACAUAUUGCCCUACGACCUUCCCACUAUUGGUAUUAUCGGUUUGCCAAGGUUUGUGCUUCCCACCCGCUUGAGCGAGACUCAGGGUGCUUGGCUUGCCAGAGUCUGGAGUGGCCGUAUCGAGCUUCCGUCCAUGGAAGUUAUGAAAUACUACGACCAGUGGUUCCUAGAUACCAACGGUGACAAUGGGAAAUAUCACGAUUUGGUUUUCCCAAUGGACGUUCAAUACUCGCAAAGGCUCAAUCGCCAGAUCUCCGCGGCCGGAAAAGACGGUUAUUUUGGCGUCGAGUGGACUAGCGACCAAAUCAGGAUCAGAAGCUCUAUCAAGCCUAUAAAAGAAGGUUACUUAGCAUACAUGAAGGACACUGGCAAGAGAGCCAUGAAUAUUGAGGAAUUGAUCGACCAAGGCUAUUUCGAGUGGCCUGCAGACGCUCUAACUAGUGUUCAGGUACCACAAGCUGUCCCAUAG